Messenger RNA from Cynoglossus semilaevis (tongue sole), 2554 nucleotides. Its product is annotated as G2/M phase-specific E3 ubiquitin-protein ligase-like. Gene Ontology annotation, molecular function: ubiquitin-protein transferase activity. Bases 458 to 1753 code for a protein of 431 amino acids. Lineage: Eukaryota; Metazoa; Chordata; Actinopteri; Pleuronectiformes; Cynoglossidae. The transcript has 9 exons. The record is from RefSeq and is a predicted model, not a curated record.
UGUAGCUGAACUACUUUUCUACAGUCUCUGUGAACAGAAUACGUCUCACGCCAAACUCUUCUCCAUGAAAGCAUUCUGGUCAUUUUUUUGGUCAAUUUGCACGAUGCCAUUAUGAGAUUUGACAGUUUUUAACAUUUCAACUCCAAUCUGUUCUUUUCCCAGUGGCAGCUGAAAGCCUAAACUGAGCUUCUAUAUAAAGAGAUGUGGAAAAAACUGCAAACAGCAAACUAUAGGACGUGAUCUUUGAAACUAUGUUCUUGACUCUAACCUCAGUUUUACAUAGAGUAACUUCACGGGAGGAAUGUGUCUACGUCCCUGUCUCUGUAAAAUGUCCACUGCCUCAGGCCAAAUUAACUAGACCCUGCUGUUUUUAAAAUACCUGCUCUGACAAGUUGAACCAGCUUUAACACCACCCAGGACUAACAUCCGCAACGUACUCAGGAGACAUUUACAGGAGAUGUUGAGAGAGGCGACAAGCUGUGAGAGGACAGAGAAUGCGCUUAGAAAAUACCAGAAUCACAACAUAGACGCGACGAGCAGAGAAGGUCCUGGAUCUUCACAGAUCCAAGACAUGGAAACUUCAGCUCUUCCUUCACACAAUUGGAGAACAGCAGCAGAUCCUAGAGUCGCAGCUCAUCAGUUUUCUCAGGAUCUAUUUCUGAGGAACAAAGAUUUAGAGCCUCUGCGUCUCAGAGUGGACAUCAGGCAAGACAAACAGACGCAGGACCAAGCUUUGGUUCACUUCUACAGCACAGAUCAUGUUCAAUGGGCGAGGCAACUUUACUGCAGACUUGAAGGUGAUCCUGCCACAGGAGAGGGAGUCAAUCGUCACAUGAUGUCAACAGUUAUGUUCAAGCUGAUCAGUGGCUUCCACAUAAACUCAGAUUCAACCAUCACUAGAAUCUUUGAAGGUGAAUCCGAUCACCUGAUCCCAUCAGUUUCUGCAGAUCUGAUCGAUAACCGCCUGUUCACCAUUGCUGGUAGAAUGAUCGGACAUUCCUUUCUGCACAGUGGACCCAGUUUUCCAGGUCUAAGCCCGGCUGUCCUACAUGUCUUGUUUGGAGGAUCACUGGAAACCGCGCCCAUCACAUUAGAGGACUGCCCAGACCUUGACAUCCGCAGUGUUGUGCAAGCGCUCCGAGGAGAUGCUGACAUUGAAGACAGCGAAUACGUGCAUUAUCUCUGUCUGUACGCAAACCUGCCUCUGCCUAAUGUCACCAACAGAAAGUGGCUGGCUGAAAAACUACUCUUUCAUGCAGUGAUUGACAAGACAAAGUUUCAGAUCGAUCAGCUACGGAAAGGUUUACAAGACACAGGAAUUUGGCCGCUGCUUAUCCACAGGAGCGAUGUAAUCCCAAUUCUGUUUCCAGGAGAAUCGGACGCACAAUUAACACCACAGAUGAUCUUAGAUCAAAUUGUAUGGCCUGAAUCCCUUACCAUCAUAUUCGACCAGUUUUACACCCCAGAUGACGACGACUCAGGGGUCGCAGACACUGAUCGAGUGUCAGGUUAUUUAAAAACCUUCAUUAAAAAUGCGACCCCCGCAGAUCUGAAAAGCCUCACCAGGUUCUGGACCGGCUGGGAGCUGCCGUCAACAGAGAUGAAGGUGGAGGUGGUAAACGCGCUGCUUCCCACAGCGUACACAUGCUUCGAGAAGCUGCGGCUGCCCAGACAUUACAACAGCUAUAGAACUUUUGACAUAGAUCUGAGGGCCUGUAUCUCCAGCAGCUACAGUGGAUUUGGCUGUACAUAAAGAACCAACGUCCAGUUCAGUCGCAGAUUUGUUUCAAAAAAAAAAAAUUAAAAAUUAAAAAAAUGUAAACUGCUCUGGUUUUUUGAUGUUUUGGUGUUUUUAAUAAAUCAAAUACAGAUGUUUAUAGAAAAUAUGUUAUAUAAAUGUAUUUAAUGUCAGAUUUAUCCUAUUUAAAGCUUCUAAUUUGCAAACAGCCUAUAACCCUAUAAAAUUAUUAUAAUUAAUAAUUCUUUAAUUCUCUCUAAAAUUCUUAAUUAAUUGAGUUCUCUACCAUUUCAUCUUUUAUACCCACCCAAUGUUUCAUCUCUACCCAUUAAACUCUCCUUAUUCAUUUUUCUUUACCCCCUUCUCUUCCUUCUUCUUUGUCUUUAUCUGCCCACACCUCUUCCACCUGCUUCACUUUCUUUUCUACUUCAUUCUUCUUUUUAUACUCGUUUCUUCUAAUCCGUCUGUAUACUUGUUUAUCUAUAGCUCAGAUUUUAGCCGGUUUUCCCCUGUUCAUUCUGGUUUUUUUCCUGCACCUGCUUCCUGAGUCUUUUAAAGUGUGCUAUCUGCUCUUGCAUUGUUGUACCACUAGAGGUCAGUCUGUCUAAAGAUACCGGAACGAAGUCAAACUUUUAGGUGUGUUUAUGCUGCAAGUACUUAGACUUUGAAUAAUUUGUGAACAUUAGUUUUUUUAAAUUAAUUUUUAUUCCUUUCUGGUCUGACUUGUCAGUUUUUAUCCCAGUUGUUCACUGACUGACCUGAGGAUUGUUUAGUCUCGAAGGACCAACUCAGACAUGUCCAACAUCUUUGUCUAAA